AAUUUUAGUGUCAUAUAGUACAACAACAAAAAUCCUCAAUCAAAAUACAAUUAUUCACCGCUUCCUAUACAAUUUCUAAAGUUUUUAAGACUUACUAGUAAGAUGAAGAACAGUGCCUCAAGGUUGUUAAAGAAGAUCAUAGCCGGUCUUAGCGCAAUGGCGAAAUCAAAGACACUCGCAUUGAAGUCGAAGACAAACGCCAUAAAGGCGCGUCUCAUCAUAUUCUCGCUCAUGAAGAACAAGAAGUUCCUCAUGAGUUCCAUCUCGGAGAAGUUCCACUCCGUGUUGGGCCAUCAUAAUAAGGAAGACGAAGCUAACAGCAACAAUUUCUUAUUGGAAGAUGGGAACGAGAACGAACACAAUCAGAAUCAGAAUCAGAAUCGCAAGAACAAGAACAAGAACGCCAUUGUGUUGUUCCGGAACAACGCUCAGAGCUACGAGAAGGUUCCGAAUCCAAGCGAGGCGCAGUUCGUGGAAGAUGAAGGAGGUUGUUACUACAACUACGAUGAUGGUGGUGAUGGUGAUGAUGAUGAGAAGUACCCUGAUCUGACGCACACGCUGUUUGAUUCAGAGGAUUUGGAUCUUGAAGGAUCGGUGAUUGAUUUGGUGAAGAACUCGAAGGAAGAGAGAGGACAAGAAUUUAAGUUGGAGGAUGAGAUUGAUCAAUGUGCUGCUCUUUUCAUUAAGAGAUUCCGCAGGCAAAUGAUUCUUCAAAAGCAGGAAUCUUUGAAGAGGCAGCAAGAAGAGCUCACCAACAAUGCAGCAUGAAAAAACCCUCAUUCAUUCUUGGCUAAGUCUAUAAGCCGCAACCGCUAUCUCCCUUUGCCAUGGUUUUUUUUUUUAACUCACAAUAAGGGAGUAGUGAAAGGUUACUGUUGCAGGGUGACAAGGAGGAGCAUUCUCUCUUCAUUUUUUAAUUUGUAAUUCUCUUUUUCUUCGGUGCUUCUGUAUAAAAGUUAAAUAAAGAAAACAAGAAAUGUAAGAUGAAGAUGUAACGUUUUACAUACAUGUUGUAAUGGUAUACAGCAGAUCAUGUUUUUGGGGAUUGUAUAAAUCUGCAACUAUUGUAACAUGUGAAGCAAGCACCACAGUCAUGAAGCCUAGCUAAGCUAAUUAAGCUAAUUCAAUAGUUGGUGUAUAUUCAUAUA
Molecule: messenger RNA, 1148 nt
Organism: Arachis stenosperma
Lineage: Eukaryota; Viridiplantae; Streptophyta; Magnoliopsida; Fabales; Fabaceae
Exons: 1
Coding region: 103-768 (221 amino acids)
Source: RefSeq, a predicted model, not a curated record